Myiozetetes cayanensis is the source of this 3208-nucleotide messenger RNA. RefSeq names its product PHD finger protein 13 (gene PHF13). Gene Ontology annotation, molecular function: chromatin binding. The coding region runs from base 92 to 1012 and encodes 306 amino acids. The record is from RefSeq and is a predicted model, not a curated record. Gene Ontology annotation, biological process: mitotic chromosome condensation. Lineage: Eukaryota; Metazoa; Chordata; Aves; Passeriformes; Tyrannidae. The transcript has 4 exons.
CCCUUCCCCGCCUCCCGCCGGCACCGAGCGGCUCGCGGUGUCGGCACUCCCCGCCGCCGCACCGGCCCCGCCCGCGCCCCCGCGCCGGGACAUGGACUCCGACUCCUGCGCCUCGCCGUUUGCCCCGGAGGACUUCUCCCCCGGCUCCCGGCGGCACCGUACCGUGGAGGACUUCAACAAGUUCUGCACCUUUGUCCUGGCCUACGCCGGCUACAUCCCGUAUCCGCAGGAGGAAACGCCACUGAGGAACAGCCCCAGCCCUCCCAACAGCACUGGAGGCACGAUUGACAGCGAUAGCUGGGAUCCCCGCUUCAAUGACACCCCCUCCUCUGUUUCCCUGCCCACCAAGAACAGAAAGAAUUUCAGUCAGCUUAAACGAGCAAAACCGUACGGUUCCCUGUUCCAGCGGGCAAAGGCCAGCAACUUCCUGCCGGAGCGAAAACAAAUCGAUAAGAUCAGGAAGAAGAAAAAGCUGAAAAGGAGGGAAACAGAGGUGUCUGCAGAGGAGGACUAUGAGGAGAAGCUGCUAGAGCUGGAGGCAGAGGACUCUUAUGCAGAGACACCAAUGAGCCCCUCAUCAGAGGGUGACCCUCAGUCUGUGACCGAGCACUGCUCGGUGUGGGACUCUGACACCCCGUCCACUGUCUCCUACCCCGCUGUGACAACCGAGCAGACGGUGGAGAUCCAGAGUGUGGGCAAACGAACGGUCAUUCGGCAGGGCAAGCAGGUGGUCUUUCGGGAUGAGGACGGCAUUGCUGAUGAUGAGGACAUCAUGGUGGAUUCGGAUGAUGACUCGUGGGACCUGGUCACUUGCUUCUGCAUGAAGCCUUUCGCUGGGCGGCCGAUGAUCGAGUGUAACGAGUGCCACACCUGGAUCCACCUCUCCUGCGCCAAAAUCCGCAAGUCAAAUGUCCCAGAGAUCUACAUCUGCCAGAAGUGCCGGGACUCCAAGUUUGACAUUCGCCGUUCAAACCGCUCCCGGACGGGCUCGCGCAGGCGCUUUCUGGACUAGGGGGGAGGCGCGUGCUGGUGCGCUGCACGGGCGGGCGAGCCGUGGGUGCUGGCUGGGAGGCCGGGAAGGGCCUCCCCAAACUGCUGCUGCUCGGGCGGGAGAGCUGCCCAGCUGGCCCGCGGCACAGGGACGAAGAAUCGCCGAGCUGCGGGCAGCUGGGGCUGGGAGAGACCAACUGGUCAGAACUGCGGCGAGAUACCGACUGUCUUGAGGACAGAUGAAGCUCUCUGAGCUCGGUGGAGUUUUGUCCGGUUACGAUGACUGGGUGAUGUCUGGGGAAUGUAAAAUACCUUUGCCAUACAGGUUUUCUCAUCCCAUCGGGAAACUGCAGAUCUCUGUGCUAGGAAACUCCUCCUCCAAAGAGGGAGGGGAGGAGGAGUAAGUCUAUGUGAAGAGUCUGAAAAGUAAAUGGCCCUGUGUUUUAAAUUCAGUGAAAUAUUAUACCUGCCCAUUUUUCCAUAUAGAUCAAUCUUAGAUACCCUAAGGCUCUGUAGGAGUCAGCAUCAGCCUCUGUGAGAUCUGCUGCCACUUCCACAGGCUUGGGAAUAUGGGAGUUCUGCGAUUUGGCAUUGUCCAAGUGCAAAUGGGACUUGGGGUUCCCUCCUGUGCCAAGGGCCAGCGCCCUGGCAGGAAAGGGCAACCCUUUUCCUGGACAGGCAGUGUGGGCGAUCAGUGGCAUCGGAUUCUUCCCUACAAGGUCUCUCUUCAUAGUGAUUUUUCAUGAUUUUAUUUGCAUGAUCGGCUCAAAUGUGUGUAUGGAGGGAAACAGCUCCGUUUCCUGUCCCUUUGUUAACCUCUGCAGGGCUGUUUUAAGAUGAUGACUCUCCCUCUUCUCAGCCCAGAAUUCUAACAUGGACUUUAAAAUGGGCUAAAGUAAAUAUAGAACCUGGCAGGUCUGGUUGGGAUUUGAUCAUGUCCAUCCAAGUACAACAGCUGAGUUGAUUUGUGUUUUCACUGUUUUUUGAGACUGGACUAUAACCAAAAAGCCAGAACCUUUAACCUACUGGUAGCAAUGACACAGCUCAAAGCGAAUGCAGGUGAUGCAGCUACAGGGUGAAGUGCAAUGAGGAUCCAUCCAGUGCGGGGUGGACAGGAGAGCUAAGGCCCCAGCCAGCCUCAGCCCAAGGGAAAUCCCUCCAGAACCAUGGUUGGGGAGUCACAGCUCAUACACAAGGCCAGGGAGGUGCUGGUGGUGUUCCUCGAUGAGCAGACGCAUCUACAUGGGUCACACAGAUUGGGUUGAUGUUUCAAGGUAUUUCUCUGAAAUUAUGCCUGGGGAAUAGUGUACGCUCUGUCCAGGGAGACCAGGAGGCUCGGGGAGACACUGGCAGGUGCCACAGCCAGACCAGCUGUGCCAGCAGGAACGUGUCCCGAGUUCUGCAGUCACAGCAUUGGAGCACUGCUUUGUCUGAGGACUAGCUUGCUGGGACAUGUGCCCUGGUGAUGACUGAGGGUCUUGCCAGGACACAGGGUCAGGUGCCCUCCUUCAGACAUGCCUUCUGGAACUGCCAAAGCCUCAGGCAGCCCAGUGCCAUGGGGUCCUGGGGCUCCAUGGUGUGCUGGGGCUCCAUGGCGUGGGACAUGGGGGCACAAGAGGUCAGGGCAAUGGGGCUGCAUGACUUGCAACUGUUCUGUCCUGCUUCUUGAUAAAAAUCCUAUUCCACAAAGCUGCUACAGCUGACUUUGGGUUCAGAAAACCAGCUCCAGCUUCUGUGAAAUCUCAAGACCGUGACCAUGCUGUGCCACCUUCAGAAGCUACAUGGAACCACCAAGGAGUUUGCCAAAGACUUGCCCCUGACUGCUGCCUGACUGUUCUUUGCAGCCAGAAAAAUAACCAAAGCACUCCAAUGCUGCCAUUUUACUCUGCAACUGGAAAGGCUUAGGAAGGUCCCAGCUGCUACUGCACAAGGGUUGGACCUGCUCUGAAAUCAGCAUCUCUGUGUUUACAGCAUGUCGCAGUUCAACUGGACCUCCAUGGAGCGCGUUCGUGAAGCUUUUAAGGGAGAAAUGGUGCACUGCCAAGUGAACUGGCUCUUUUUUACAGAGGUUCAACAUUAAUCAAUGUGACUGACUCUUGUUCUGUUCCCUUUUCAGAUUUAUCCUAGUGGAUGGUGUCUUGACAAGUCCAGCACAUUACAAUAUCAGCAGAAAGAAAUAAAAAAGUAACAUCUCCAUUCUUUUAGUUCAUCACUUUCA